UGCGCCGCGUUACAACCCUCAUAGUUAUCUCUUGUUUCAAAUCCAGAGAGAAAAAGAAAUGAUUUUUCUCAUGAGGUUCUGAUUUUCCCUUUUGUGUGGUUUUGUUCUUACAAGAAAUCAAAAGGAUUUGCUGCUGGAAAGUUUUUGUUUUCGUCCUUACCGUGAGCUAAGAUUACUCAGGGGAAAUAUGGAGAUGGAAACUGUUGCGGGGGUCGGUGAAGAGACAAGACCUAAAGCCAACUCUGGGUCAGCAAAAGAAUACGACGUCGUGGCCUCAGGUGAGAACGGUGUUAGGGUUUCUGAAAACGGAGAUGAGUCUGGUGUUAUUGAAGAUUGUGUGAUGAAUGGAGUUUCGUCGUUGCUAAAGCUUAAGCAAGAUGUAAGUGAGAAUAAAGAUGGUGAAGAAGAAGAAGAAGAAGAAGAAGAAGAAGAGGAAGAGGAAGAGCAUGGAUACCAAGUAGGAGAUUUUGUGUGGGGCAAAAUCAAGAAUCAUCCAUGGUGGCCAGGUCAGAUAUACGAUCCAUCGGAAGCUUCAGAGUUGGCGUUGAAGAAGAAGAAGAAGCAAAAGGGGAAGAAGCUGCUGGUUGCGUAUUUCGGAGACGGGACGUUCGCUUGGUGCGGUCCCUCGCAGUUGAAACCGUUUGCGGAGAGUUUCGAAGAGUGUUCCAACGCCAGCAACGCGAGGAGCAUUGUAACCGCGGUGGAAGAGGCGGUCGAAGAGAUGGGUAGACACAUGGAGCGUUUACUACUAAAACGCAGCGGCGGCGAUUGCGGCGCAGAGGCAGAGGACCGUGUGGUUAAGAACGCUGGGAUAAAAGAAGGUGUUGUCGUUCGUGAGGUGAGGAGAGAGAUGAUUUCUUCUCUGCUGGUUGGUAAACCUGAAGGGAUUCUCCAAGAUGUUAGAGGAUUUGCAGCGACGGUUAGUUUCGGCGGUUUGCUUGAGCUUGAGGUUGUGAAGCGGAAGGUGUCUGCGUUUUACCGGUCUAAAGGAGGAUAUGGUUUGACUGAGUUUCCUGAGCCACAACCAGUUCCGGGACUUGAAGACAAGAACAAUGAUGAUGAUGAUGAUGAUGAAGACGAGGACUUUGAUGAAGGUGGUGCUAAACGUUCGACAAUAGAAGAAGAAGAAGAAGCGGAAGAGAAGUCGUCGAUUCAAAGACGGUUAGAGAAGUGCUCAGGUUUUCCUGAUCAUAGGCUGCAACACAGGAGGAAGCAGAAGAGCAUUGCUGAGAUAUUGGAGAAUGAGUCUUGUGCUAUGGUGAGACUUGAGAUAGAGUCUGAUGAUCAAAAGGGGAAGUCGAGUAGGAAGAAGGUCAAACGUAGCGAUGAGGUUGCACUUGUAGCCACCACCAAUCCGAGGAGUAGAAGAAUGAAAGAAGAUAGCAAAGGCAAAAGGAAGAGGAAGAAGGAUGGGGAUGGGAGUGGAGGAGAGAGAGAAGAGGAUGAAACAGAUAACGAUUCAACUCCGUUAGCUUCACUGCGAAAGGGGCCGAAGGUUGAUGCUGCUUCAAGUGGCGAGACCUCCACACAAACAGGAAAGAGAGAGAGGAAGAAGAGCAAGUACUUUUCGUCUGAGUUCUUGUCAGAUUUUUCAUCUAAAGGCAGAAGAAAGACCAAAACUGAACCUGAAUCUUGCAUUGUUCCAAGUCAGAGCCAAGUAGGAGGAGGAGAGCUGAUGGCCGAUGGUGCGAGUAAUAGCCUCGUGGUGGUGGAAGAGGACAACCCUUGUGAGUUAUUACUAUUGGAGAAUGGUGAAGUUCAUCAGGAACUUAGUAACGCUGUCGAUUUUCUGAGAUUGGGAGCUACAGCUGAGGAAAUUCGGGAUCUGAUUCGUGUAUCUGCUCUUGGUACAGAAUAUCCAAAAGACAGUAGCUCAAGAGACAUGGUAAGAGAGUUCAUGUCCAUCUACAGAAGCUUCACAUAUCGUGAGGGUGUUAACAGCAAGUUUCUAGGGAGUUAUAAUACUGCAGAUUCAGACAAGGAAGAAGUGAAUGGGACAGGCAAACCUGAGAAGAAGAUUGAGCAACCUGGAAAAGAAGAGAAUGAGACAGCAAAGAGACGGAGAAAACUAAAGACGCAAGCUGAUGAAGUAGAAGAAACCCGCAAAGAGGUGACUGAGACGACAAAGAAAGAGAGAAAGCGUAGGAAGCCUGAAUCUGAGAAGAAAGCUGAUGAAGAAGAGGAAACCCUAGAAGAGUUUACGAAGAAAGAGAGAAUAGCUAAGAAGCCUAAAUCAAGGAAGCAAGGGGAUGAAGAAGAAGAAGAAGAGGCGAGUGGGUCAACAAAGAAAGAGAAAAAAACUAAGAAGCCUAAGUUUGAAGAACAGGAAACCCCGAGUGAGUCUGAGAAGAAGGAAAGAGAGGCAAAAACAAAGAAGCAGGAAUCUGAGAAGGAAUUUUCAGGAGCUGAGCUGUUUGUUACAUUUGGUCCUGGUUCAAGUCUACCUAAAAAAGAAGUGCUUAUUGGAAUCUAUGGAAAGUUUGGAGCUUUGGAUGAAGAGAGAAGCUAUGUUUCAGAGACCAGCUUCUGUGCCCGUGUUGCCUUCUUGAACGUGGACGAGGGAGAGACAGCCUUUGAGUCUUCACUUGAGAACUCUCCUUUUGGUUCUAUUUCCACGGUGAAAUUCAGACUCAAGUAUCCUAAUGAGAGAGCAGGGAAGAAGAAAGGUGAAGUUGAAGCUGAAGUUGCAGAGGCUAAAACUGUGGAGAUGGGACAUUUGAAGAAGAAGUUUGAGGAGAUGAUAUCAUUGGUGGAUAAGUCUGAAAGAGGGAUGACUGCAGAAGUUAAAGUGAAACUUGAAGAGGAGAUGGUGAAUUUGCUUGAGGAAGUAAGAAAGAUGCCACUGUCUUAGGAUUAUGUUUUUAUGUUUUAUGUUGGUUGAGACGUUUACAGGGGGGAUUGUGAGUUUUCUGGAAAAAGCAAGGUCUUAGGAUUAUGUCUCUUAUGUUUGUUGGUUGAGAAUUUUCGAGACACUUUUACAGGUUUUUAGGAUA
This is a messenger RNA of Raphanus sativus (radish), 2993 nucleotides long. Its product is annotated as PWWP domain-containing protein 3. The record is from RefSeq and is a predicted model, not a curated record. The transcript is spliced from 2 exons. Lineage: Eukaryota; Viridiplantae; Streptophyta; Magnoliopsida; Brassicales; Brassicaceae. The coding region runs from base 188 to 2851 and encodes 887 amino acids.